This is a messenger RNA of Caenorhabditis remanei, 2052 nucleotides long. RefSeq lists its product as uncharacterized. Gene Ontology annotation, cellular component: membrane. The record is from RefSeq and is a predicted model, not a curated record. Gene Ontology annotation, biological process: polysaccharide biosynthetic process. The transcript is spliced from 12 exons. Bases 1 to 2052 code for a protein of 683 amino acids. Lineage: Eukaryota; Metazoa; Nematoda; Chromadorea; Rhabditida; Rhabditidae. Gene Ontology annotation, molecular function: acyltransferase activity, transferring groups other than amino-acyl groups.
AUGAAACGGGAUGAUCUACAAGGUAUUCGAGGUCUCGCUAUCGGAGCAGUCAUAGCAUUUCACUUCUUUCCGAGAUGGUUUCCGAAUGGGUAUAUCGGAGUGGAUAUGUUUUUCGUUCUUUCUGGAUUCUUGAUGACAAUGAUUUUUGGUUCAAAACCAAUCACAUCAGAAUCAGUUUAUCUAUUUUAUUAUCGGAGAGCCAAACGGAUUCUGCCACUUUAUCUAGCGAUUAUUCUUAUUGGUAGUCUUCUCGUAUUCAUAGUGUACCCCUCGACUUUUGUACCGAUGAAUAUGGAUUCAGCAUGGAAUUCUAUAUUUCUCUAUCAUAACAUGGCAGAACAUUCGGAUAACAAUCUGUAUUUUAAGAUGUUAAACCAAGCAGAAGAUAUCUUCACUCAUACGUGGUCACUAUGUGUCGAAAUGCAAUUUUAUCUUCUCGCACCAAUUAUCUUUUUGUUCUUGUCUUUCUGUACAACUGGAUCGAUGCUCACAGUUUUUCAUCUCAUCAUCAUUGUGACCUCACUAGGAAAUCAUUUGAUGGCAACGGAACAAGUUGCAUUCAACAGUGUCUUCUGUCGUGUUUGGCAAUUUCUCAUCGGUUCUGCUGUUUAUUUUCUUUCCGUCGAACUCAUUGAACUUGACACGAAAACCAUCAAAUACACGGAGUUGCUACUUGAAGAACAAGGAGAUUCAGAUGAAGAGGAAAAAGAAGAAAACGAUGAAGAUGAUGAAGUGAUAUUCUCGAAACCCCGCAGGAAUCUGAGUCGUUCUCCACUCUAUAUUCUACUCUGGACAUCUUUGCUCUUCCUGAUUUUCUUGUCAUUUGCCCCGUGGGCAAUUCCAGCAUCUGCAUUGAGAAUCACAUGUACAUUCCUCUCGGCAAUGAUUAUUUUGACAGGAACAUUGUGUGAAACCAAUCCGAUGAAGAAUAGAGUUCUCGUAUACAUUGGUGACAUUUCGUAUAGUCUCUAUUUGGUUCAUUGGCCGAUUUAUGUUUAUGUCAAACAUUAUUAUGAGAACCAAUUUCCAGUAUACAUAAUUGGAAUCUUGGUAUCUAUCAUUCUUGCCAUAAUAAUAUCGGAAACAUUCGAGAAAUGGUACCUCAAACUCGGCAAACAAGAGACUCUUUUUAUGAUUCUCAUAUGCUACAUUUCGAUAGUUUUGAUUGUUUUCAAGAGAAACGAAAUUUCAAGUUUUGUGGACAAUGUCAAAUAUGGGCAUGAGGAGAAUUUGAUGGGAAAAGUGCACAGUUCGUAUGAAAACAUUACGUUGAAGCAAGCAAUUCUACUGAAUAAGAAAUGGGCUAGAGAAGAGUACAAGAAUCUGGUGAUCCCUAACUGUUAUCCGAAUAAAACUGAGCAUGGAUUCUGUGAAUUCGAUAAGGGAAAUCUAACUGGAGAUAUGACGGUUUUUAUUGUUGGAAAUAGUUUGACACCGAAUCUCGGAUCUUUGGUUUACAAGACUUUCAACAAUCACGCCAAGGUUAUGUAUAAGUACAGUAAUUCUUAUUGUGAAAUCUUGACCGUUGCCAGUGAGAAGAGAUGUCUGAAAGCACACGAUACUUAUGAAGAGGAAGUUUUUAAGAAGUUACCGGAUGUUUUGUUCAUGUUGGAUAGACAGGAUAAGCUGCGUCGCCCAAUCAAAGGUCCAGUGGAGAAAGAUGAAAUAUUCAGAGAAGCGUUGGCAACAUUGAGGAAAUAUGAAAAUAAUGUGAAGAAGAAGAUUUACAUGUUGGAAUCUUACACUCCUUCCACGAAUCUUCCACUUUCAAAGUUUGCUCAAAUGUUGGAAGAAGGGAAGAAAGUGAAACAGAGUUUGUACAAAUUGGAUUUAUCCUAUCUGAAUGCCCUUCAAAGACAAGAGGAGCUGGUGAAAAAAUGCUCAAAAUGUGAAUUGAUUCGAAUAUCAGAUAUUCUAUUCAAUGGCAAUCAAACCAAAAACUAUGACGAGGAAACAAAACUGGGGUAUUAUUAUGACGGAUUGCAUAUAACUCCAUUUGCUAUGAAUUUAAUUCUCCCUCUUUUCCAAAAAGCAUCGGAUAAUUUUAGUUGA